This is a messenger RNA of Mangifera indica (mango), 1885 nucleotides long. Its product is annotated as YTH domain-containing protein 1. Gene Ontology annotation, molecular function: N6-methyladenosine-containing RNA reader activity; mRNA binding. The record is from RefSeq and is a predicted model, not a curated record. Lineage: Eukaryota; Viridiplantae; Streptophyta; Magnoliopsida; Sapindales; Anacardiaceae. The transcript has 9 exons. Gene Ontology annotation, cellular component: nucleoplasm. The coding region runs from base 220 to 1398 and encodes 392 amino acids. Gene Ontology annotation, biological process: regulation of mRNA splicing, via spliceosome; mRNA splicing, via spliceosome.
UAAUAAUAAUAAAAAAAUCCAUAGCCAGAUUUUUGGAGUCGAGUUGUCGUCUAGGGCUUGGCUGGGUCACAUGAAGCGAGGCUUAUCAUGAAUCAGACACAACACUUGUAUUCUUAACAUCAGUACUUCACUUCGCUUUACGCUGAUACAAGUGUACAGGUUUCCUUUUAUAACUGCUGUUUAUAUCCUCAUUGAGACAUAGGAAGUUAAUAAAAGGAUAUGUCUUCUGAUACUGCUAAAGAAAAUGCUUCUGUGGUUGAUUCAUCACUGACUGAAAAGCCUGAGAUUGGGAAUUUGGAUGAUCUAGAGAGCUCAAGCUACAAGGCUAACGAGGAUGGCUAUCCCUCUCAGGCAGAAGAUGCAGAAGCUGGGCAUUCUAUUGGCCGGUUGGAAAAGUCAACUGAAAACAAAAAGGGUAAAUUGUAUGAUACAAGGUAUUUUAUCAUUAAGAGUUUGAAUCAUCAUAAUAUCCAACUAUCAAUCGAGAAAGGGAUAUGGGCUACUCAGGUCAUGAAUGAACCAAUAUUGGAAGAAGCCUUUCAUAAUUCUGUUAAAGUCAUUCUAAUAUUUAGUGUCAACAUGAGUGGUUUCUUCCAAGGGUAUGCGCAAAUGAUGUCUUCAGUUGGGUGGAGGCGAGAUAGUGUCUGGAGUCGAGGAAGUGGUAAAAAUAAUCCUUGGGGGCACAGUUUUAAGGUCAAGUGGCUGCAAUUAAAUGACUUGCCUUUCCAAAAGACUCUUCAUCUCAAGAAUCCAUUGAAUGAUUACAAACCUGUAAAAAUUAGCAGAGACUGCCAGGAGUUACCCCAAGAUAUUGGAGAAGCUCUUUGUGACCUUAUUGAUGAAAAGGGUGAUCUGGAUGGAAUGCUGACAAGUUUUCCAAGGGAUGAUCUUCCUGCUAAGAGGCCUUGUGCUGAGCCUCCAUGUUCUUUUGGAGAUGAAGUGUAUCACAUGCCACCACUGCAAAUGUCAUUGACCAGGAAACCAAUGCCUUAUCCAUCCUUCCUCUACCAACAUCAAGCUGGAUCAAACAAAUUUCAUUUAGAUCACAGACAUGCUGAGGAUGCUGAUAAUUUACCUUUCCAUUCACCAUCAACAAAAUUUUCAAGAAUAAAACAUCCUUGCCUUAAGGGGAAUCUUUCUAGUUUGCAAGUGGACCAUGAUUUGUCUUCUCGAUAUGAUUUAUGGGGUCUAUCUGCAGAGAGCCCUCUUGCCAGUACCUUAACUGAGGAUGAUUUUCUUGAAAUGUCAUAUGAGGAAUACCUGGCAGUCCAUAGCAGAAGCAUCAAGGAGUUAUGCCAUCCUGUCAGUAUAUUUGUUAAUACAGUUCAAAAUCUGAGCUGCUCAACAUUUUUGACAGGUGGGUGGACCAUCUUGGACAGUGCCGGAGUUGUCAAAUAAAAAGCAAGAUGAUGAUUCAAACUCAAGUUUCGUAACAGAUAAGCCUUACUCGCGGAAGAGAACACAUCAUUCAUUACAGAAAUGAUUGGAUUUCCAGAGUGGCAGCUUCAAUAUUACGGUAGCGAUAUUAAAAUCUGCAAGGCAAAUUACUAGGUGAAUGUACUUGUUCAAUCCCAACUUUGGAACUGAUUGUGUUGUGAUAUUGUACACAAUAUGUACGCAUUGUUGGAUCUUACUAAGGGGUUGCCUAAAAAUUUGUAAAUAAAUUAAGUAGGCAACAAUGCCCCAAUUCUUUAAUAUUCUUAGCGCUGUUUCCUUUUUCUUUCGAAGAGAGGAUUGGGAAAGGAUGACUUUGUUAGGUACUGCUGUUGGUAUGGCGUUGACGUUAAAUGAUAAUAGAUGGUAGAACGUCAAUAUGUAAAUUAAUUGAUUUGUUUUCUAGAGGAAAUAUAAUUCUAAGUGGAAUUGAAUUGUGAUUACUUAUUUA